AGUCAUAUGAUCCGUUCGGCUUCCUGGCUUCGGCCGCCGCCGCUGCCAGCCCGUGCCCGCCAGCGUCGCGCCGGGGUCCCGAGGAGCCGUUUGGGGGGUCCGGGCCGAGGCCCACUUGUGUGGAGGUCGUCGCCGCGGCUGCUUGCCCGCUCGCCUGUCCGUCCUCCCUCCCGGCCGCCAUCAUGCUGGCUCUCAUCUCCCGCCUGCUGGACUGGUUCCGCUCGCUCUUCUGGAAGGAGGAGAUGGAGCUGACGCUCGUAGGGCUGCAGUACUCGGGCAAGACCACCUUCGUCAAUGUCAUCGCGUCAGGUCAAUUCAGUGAAGAUAUGAUACCUACAGUGGGCUUCAACAUGAGGAAAGUAACUAAAGGUAACGUCACAAUAAAGAUUUGGGACAUAGGAGGACAGCCCCGCUUCCGGAGCAUGUGGGAACGGUACUGCAGAGGGGUCAACGCUAUUGUUUACAUGAUAGAUGCUGCAGAUCGUGAAAAGAUAGAAGCCUCUCGAAAUGAACUACAUAAUCUUCUAGAUAAGCCACAGUUACAAGGAAUUCCAGUGCUAGUACUCGGAAACAAGAGAGAUCUUCCUAAUGCCUUGGAUGAGAAACAGCUAAUUGAAAAAAUGAAUCUGUCUGCUAUUCAGGAUAGAGAAAUUUGCUGCUAUUCAAUUUCUUGCAAAGAAAAGGAUAAUAUAGAUAUCACACUUCAGUGGCUUAUUCAACAUUCAAAAUCUAGAAGAAGCUGAAGCAUCUCCUGAAGUCUUCCAGUCCUUCCUGGCUAUAAUCUUAGAAUUAUUGUCCGUUCCUCUGAAGUACUUCCCAGAAUAUGGUCCUUCCUAAACCCAAGAAAUUGCCUUUUUCAGAGUUUAUUUCUCAUGUGCACUGCUGAAGAUGUGUAUCCUUAAUCCUUCAUAAAGAAUCAGCUAGAGUUGUCAUGAUAAAGUCAGCACACAAAAAGCCUUCUUAUACAUACUUGUCUUAAACAGUGUGUAGAGCUUUUUUUAAAAAAACACACUUUUGACCAUCUUAAAUCAAGAAAAAUUGCAUAUUUCUGUUCUGGUCUUUCUGGGCCAGGUUUUUAUAUUGGUUUUCAGUAAAUGUCUGUCUCUGAUAUUUUAUUAUAGAGUCCAGUAGCUUAAUACUGAUACUGACUUGAUACAGCAUGAAGUUUCUAGUGCCACACACAGUAUUUAGAAAACCUUUAGCCUGACUCAUGUGGGAUAGAAACAAAAUGUUUAUGUAUCACAAAUGCAUGUGAAACGUAUAAUUACACCUUAGGAAUUUAAAAAAUGGUCUGCAAAGAGUGAACAGAGGCACCAGAUCAAUGUUGUUAUUGGCUCUUUACACUGGCAAGAUCUUGGGUGAUGAAUUUUAAACACAUUCUGCUUUCUGAGAGUUCUUCUCCAGAUAGCAGUUGGGGGUACGGGAGGAACUGAGGCAUGCUGUUUUGUAUCUGUCCAGAUCAUUACUUCUAUAUUUUUUCUUUUCUUUUCCCUGGUUCAACACACUUUUUUAAGGGGUUGGGAAUUGAAGAUUUUCUCAAAAGCUUUCAUGAAUUUAGAGCAUUCCAGCCAAUAUAAUAAAACGUGUUAAGAAUGUCA
This is a messenger RNA of Eubalaena glacialis (North Atlantic right whale), 1598 nucleotides long. RefSeq names its product ADP ribosylation factor like GTPase 8B (gene ARL8B). Gene Ontology annotation, molecular function: GTPase activity; GTP binding. Gene Ontology annotation, cellular component: lysosomal membrane. The record is from RefSeq and is a predicted model, not a curated record. The transcript has 7 exons. Lineage: Eukaryota; Metazoa; Chordata; Mammalia; Artiodactyla; Balaenidae. Gene Ontology annotation, biological process: anterograde axonal transport; protein transport. Bases 183 to 743 code for a protein of 186 amino acids.